AUCUGUUGAGGAAAAUAAUAAGAAGCAAAAUACCAUAUAAAUAAAACCUCUGAUGUUCAAAUAUCGAGUAGUAGUUGAUUCUUUUUACGUAUUUAGUUUGAAUUUCAAAAGAGGACUUCUGAAUCCUGACAUGAUAUUAAAAAAAAAAUUCUGAUCGAAAAUAAUGUUUAAUAGACAAUGUGAGAAAAUUUUAAUAAAAUAACCUAGCUAAAAAUAUGUUGCUUACCUCGAUUAAAAUUCUUGAACUAGGGUUAAACUCGCCCUACGAGCGGGUUAACAAUUUAAAAAACAGCUAAAAAUAUUUCAAAUUUUAGUAUAUAUUUGAAUAUAGAUUUUUAUAUAUAAAUGUUUUGUAAUUUUUUGCAUUAAUUUUUAAUGCUGCAAAAAUUAUCAUAAUUAGAUAUUAUGUUUUACAUUGUGGAAAGAGAUACAAAUGAGUAUUUGAUUGUGAUAUAUCAUUUACUCAUUAUUCACCUUUCAAAACUGAAAAGUGAUUUUGUUUUGUACCUUUAGUCUCUAAAUAAAACAUGAACCAAAUGAUUAUUAAAAAUAUAAUUAAACUAAGUGAGGGUUUAUAAAUCUAAGUUUUAUUAAUAAUUAAAUUUGAUUUCUAAAUUAUCAAUAUGUAAUGAAUUUACAGAAUGUUUGUGUUUGUGAUAUAUAAUUGUAAUCUACUUUGUUUAUAUUUAAAAUCACAGAUUUGAAAGUGUUAUUGUAACUAUCAUAAUUACCAUAGUCUAGGAAUGAAAGGAUAAACUUAACGGAACAACAGUUCAUUAGAGCUUAAUAGAGAAAAAAACAUUAUACUCAUGUUUUACUAAUAAAUUUUAUUGGAUAAAUUUUCAAAUGUGAUAAAUUUCUUAAUUUGACAAAACACGAGAAAAAAAAAACAAAGAAGAUGACUUUCAAACUCCGGAUAGCAGCAAAAGCAAAAGGAAAGAAUGUGAAGGAAGUUCUCAACCAUCCAAAGUGACUUCUCAAUCAUCCAAAAUGAAGUGGCUCCUCCUAACAAGAUCAGAAUUAUGGGAUCAUUACACAAGAACUAAGGAGGACAGAGACAUGUGUUUAUACAACUAUUGCCAGAAGGAAUACUCUUUUCUCACCACAUCAGGGACCACAAACCUGAAGAAGCAUCUUGAAAUCUGCAAAAACCAUCAAAUGCGGUUAACUAGCAAAAAAGAGAAACAAAAAGGUAUUGGUGAUGAUGGGAAGCUCAAGACGUGUAAGCUUUCUGAAACUGUUUUUAGAGAAGCCACAAAUGAGAUGAUUCUGUUGAGACAAUUGCCUUUAGCGUUUGUUGAUAGUGUGGCAUGUAAGCAUUUUUGUAAAAAGGCAAUGCUGUACACUCUCCUCAUUCAAGAAGGACCUCAUCUAAAGACAUCGUAAAGAUGUAUGUGGAGAAGAAAGAGGCAUUGAAGAGAUGGUUCUUAUGGAAUAAGCAACGUGUGUCCAUC
This is a messenger RNA of Raphanus sativus (radish), 1454 nucleotides long. RefSeq lists its product as uncharacterized. The coding region runs from base 991 to 1386 and encodes 131 amino acids. Gene Ontology annotation, molecular function: DNA binding. The record is from RefSeq and is a predicted model, not a curated record. The transcript is spliced from 2 exons. NCBI's taxonomy places the organism in Eukaryota, Viridiplantae, Streptophyta, Magnoliopsida, Brassicales, Brassicaceae.